Trichosurus vulpecula (common brushtail) is the source of this 4555-nucleotide messenger RNA. Its product is annotated as collagen alpha-1(III) chain-like. Gene Ontology annotation, molecular function: extracellular matrix structural constituent; protein binding. The record is from RefSeq and is a predicted model, not a curated record. Lineage: Eukaryota; Metazoa; Chordata; Mammalia; Diprotodontia; Phalangeridae.
GCCCGGUGCUGAAGGGCAGGGAGCAAUUGAUGGUGCUACUUUGAACUGAUUUUUCUUUCCCCCCUUCUUUUUUGCACAAAGAGUCUCAUGUCUAAUAUUUAGACAUGAUGAGCUUUGUGCAAAUACUGACUUUGGUAAUUCUUGCUGUAUUUCACCCCUCAAUUAUUUUGGCACAACAACAAGAAGAAGCUGUUGAUUCAGAAUGUACCCAUCUCGGACAAUCAUAUGCAGAUAGAGAUGUUUGGAAGCCAGAACCAUGCCAAAUAUGUGUGUGUGACUCAGGAGCUGUUCUCUGCGAUGACAUAAUAUGUGAUGAACAAGAGUUGGACUGUCCCAGCCCAGAGAUUCCAUUUGGGGAAUGCUGUCCAGUCUGUCCACAGCCUCCAAAACCUACUCCCCAUCCUCCUAGUGGUCCUAUACCUGCAGGCCCAAAAGGAGAUCCUGGUCCACCUGGUAUUCCUGGGAGAAAUGGUGAUCCUGGAAUCCCUGGACAACCAGGUACUCCUGGUCCUCCUGGCGCCCCUGGAAUCUGUGAAUCAUGUCCACCUAUUAACCAGAAUUUCUCUCCUCAGUAUGAAUCGUAUGAUGUCAAGGCUGGCGGUGUUGGAGCAGCAGGCAUGCCAGGGCUACCUGGUCCCCCAGGACCUCCUGGUCCCCCUGGCGCAAUUGGUCAUCCUGGUUCCCCUGGUUCUCCUGGAUACCAAGGUCCCCCUGGUGAGCCUGGACAAGCUGGUCCCUCAGGACCCCCAGGACCAUCUGGUGCUAUGGGUCCAGCUGGACCAGCAGGAAAAGAUGGUGAAUCUGGAAGACCUGGACGACCUGGAGAACGUGGCUUGCCUGGAGCCCCGGGUGUCAAAGGUCCUUCAGGCAUGCCUGGAUUCCCUGGUAUGAAAGGACAUCGAGGUUUUGAUGGACGGAAUGGAGAAAAAGGUGAACAAGGUGCACCUGGAUUGAAGGGUGAAAAUGGUCUUCCUGGAGAAAAUGGAUCCCCUGGCCCUAUGGGUCCAAGAGGUCUUCCUGGGGAAAGAGGACGACCUGGACUUCCUGGAAGUGCAGGGUCUCGUGGUAAUGAUGGAGCUCCUGGAGCAUCUGGCCAACCAGGCCCUCCUGGUCCCCCUGGAACUGCAGGAUUUCCUGGUUCUCCUGGUGCUAAGGGAGAAAAUGGGCCUGCAGGCUCCCCUGGUUCAAAUGGUGCCCCUGGACAAAGAGGAGAACCUGGGCCUCAGGGCCAUGCUGGCGCUCAGGGUCCUCCAGGCCCUCCUGGAAACAAUGGCAGCCCUGGCAGUAAAGGCGAAGCGGGCCCUGGUGGCAUGCCUGGACCUCCUGGAUUAAGUGGGGCCCGUGGUCCUCCAGGAGCUGCAGGUACACCUGGUACUCCUGGACAGAGAGGUCCUGCGGGUGAACCUGGUAAAAAUGGUGCCAAGGGAGAGCCAGGUGCAAGAGGUGAACGUGGUGAAGCUGGUAUUCCAGGUCAACCAGGGGCUAAAGGUGAAGAUGGCAAAAAUGGUAACCCAGGAGAACCAGGUGCAAAUGGAAUCCCAGGAUCUCCAGGAGAGAGGGGAGCCCCUGGAUUCCGAGGUGCUGCAGGAAGCCCUGGCACUCCAGGUGAAAAGGGCCCUGCUGGUGAGCGUGGUGGUCCAGGUGCUCCAGGUCCUAGAGGACCCGCUGGUGAAGCAGGACGUGAUGGGAAUCCCGGAAGUCCAGGACAAAGGGGUUUACCAGGAAGUCCAGGAGGCCCAGGUGCUGAUGGCAAACCAGGCCCACCCGGCAGUCAAGGAGAAUCUGGUCGAGCUGGUCCCCCAGGCCCAUCUGGUCCCCGAGGUCAACCUGGAGUCAUGGGUUUCCCUGGUCCUAAAGGCAAUGAUGGUCCACCUGGAAAGAAUGGAGAACGAGGUAACCCAGGAGGUCCUGGUCCCCAAGGUAUUGCUGGAAAGAAUGGUGAGGCUGGACCUCCAGGUCCUCCAGGAUCUGCUGGUCCACCUGGUGAAAGAGGAGAACCUGGAGCGACUGGACCACAGGGCUUCCAAGGUUUGCCAGGGACUAAUGGCCCUCCUGGAGAAAAUGGAAAGCCUGGUGAUGCUGGUCCAAAAGGUGAAGCUGGUGCACCUGGAACACCAGGAGGCAAGGGUGAUGCUGGUCCACCUGGUGAACGUGGUGCUCCAGGAACCCCAGGAACUCCAGGAGCAAGAGGUGGAGCUGGUCCCCCUGGUCCUGAAGGUGGAAAAGGUCCUGCUGGUCCACCUGGUCCUCCUGGCAACUCAGGUCCACCUGGUCUGCAGGGUAUGCCUGGAGAAAGAGGAGGUGCUGGACUUCCAGGUCCCAAAGGUGACAAGGGUGAACCAGGUGGCAAAGGUGGUGAUGGACCCCCUGGGAAAGAUGGCUCAAGAGGUCCAGCAGGUCCCAUUGGACCACCUGGUCCAGCUGGUCAGCCUGGAGAUAAGGGUGAAAGCGGUCCAGCUGGGGCUUCUGGUCUUCCUGGUCCUCGUGGUGGCCCAGGUGAAAGAGGUGAACAUGGACCGCCUGGGCCUGCUGGCUUCCCUGGUGCUCCUGGGACAAAUGGUGAACCUGGUGCUAAAGGAGAGAGAGGUGCUCCAGGAGAAAAAGGUGAAGGAGGGCCUGUUGGACCCCAUGGACCCCCUGGCAAAGAUGGAGCAAGUGGACAUGCAGGUCUUGGUCCUCCAGGCCCCCGAGGGAACAGAGGAGAAAGAGGGUCAGAUGGCUCUCCUGGUCAUCCUGAACCAGGUCCUCCUGGCCCACCUGGUGCCCCUGGUCCUUGCUGUGGUGGUGGUGCUGCUGCUUCCUUUGGACCUUCACAAGAAAAAAGUGCCCCAUAUUAUGGAGAUGAGCCUGCAGUCAACACUGAAGAGAUUUUGUCCUCACUCAAAUCAAUGAAUGGACAGAUAGAAAGCAUCAUUAGUCCUGAUGGAUCACGAAAAAAUCCUGCACGUAAUUGCCGUGACCUGAAAUUCUGCCAUCCUGAACUCAAGAGUGGACUUUACUGGGUUGAUCCUAACCAAGGUUGCAAGAUGGAUGCUAUCCAAGCGUACUGUAAUAUGGACACCGGUGAAACAUGUAUAGAUGCCAGCCCCAAGAAUGCACGGAAGAACUGGUGGACAGAUUCCAAAGGGGAAAAGAAAUACAUUUUUGGAGAGUCCAUGAAUGGUGGUUUCCAGUUUAGCUAUGGUAAUCCCAAGCUUCCUGAAGACAUUCUCGAAGUUCAAUUGGCAUUCCUUAGACUUCUUUCCAGUCGUGCUUCACAGAACAUCACAUAUCAUUGCAAGAACAGCAUUGCUUAUAUGGAUCAAGCCAGUGGGAACGUAAAGAAAGCUCUGAAGUUGAUGGGUUCCAAUGAUGGUGAAUUCAAGGCUGAAGGAAAUAGUAAAUUCACAUACACAGUUCUGGAAGAUGGUUGCAGUAAACACACUGGGGAAUGGGGUAAAACAGUCUUUGAAUACCGAACACGCAAGGCUUCGAGACUGCCCAUCAUCGAUAUUGCUCCCUUUGAUAUUGGUGGUCCUGAUCAAGAAUUUGGUGCGGACAUUGGCCCUGUUUGCUUUUUGUAAACUAAGGAACUUGUUCUCUUUGAAAGCCCAGCAAACAAACCCACACUCCAACUGUGUUCCUCUUGUUUAAUCUUGUCAACCAAUACAGGUGAACAACUGUAUUCCAGUUAUUUAUUUCCAAAAUUUCUGGAAAAAAAAAAGAUGAUUUGACAGAAAGGGAUCAUUUUUGUUUUGCUAGUACACCAAAUACAAUUCAAAUGCUUUUGGCUCUAUUUUUUUUACCAAUUCCAUCUUCAAAAUGUCUCAGUGGUGCUAUAAUAAACUUCAACAGUCUUACAACAAUUCUGUGUUCCAGUCUUUGAAUGCUGCCCCAAUUUCAAGGCACUGAAUACCCCAUGCAUGAACAAUUUAUCCUCCUUUCUGAGAUGGUAAAAACAAAAAGCUAGAAAGGACGUCCCUGUUUCAACUACCUCAUCUUGGACAGAAACUGGGAUGAAUUAGCUGUCUCAUCAAAAACAAAAACAAGUGAACAAACAAAGCUUUAUAUGCAUUUGAGAGAUUUAUAAAUUGUUUGUUCUUUUCAUAAAACUGGUAUAGUUCUGUGCCGAUGGGUAGUGGACAAAGUACAGGCUAGUGCAAGGAUUGAGUGGCAGCCCCUCUUUUUACGCUACUCAUUUUAUUAAUGGAUUUGAUUCUAUUUUUUCAAAGGUGCUUCUAUACUUUCUUGUCAUUGCUGGUCAAGACCACUAAAACUUGGGAAGGCAAAUAUGAUGGUGCUAAUCUAUUUUCACUUUAAAAACUGCAGGUCAGGAUCAUUGUUGACUUGCACUAAAAAGCCUAGAUUUAUAACAUUUGUCAAUGUUUCCUGUUGAAGAUUGUUCUUGAGGACUUUCUCCCUUCAUUGUGUAUAUUUCAAGAAAUAGCCUAGAUGGUGAGGCUACUUUGGUCCCAUUCACACAGUGAGCGUGUUGAAGGAUAACCAUCUUUGUAAGCUUGUAUGUGGUUGUUGGUCUUUUCCUCACAGAGACACAUAAUAAAAUCUCCUAAUAAAA